Messenger RNA from Paramacrobiotus metropolitanus, 699 nucleotides. RefSeq lists its product as uncharacterized. The coding region runs from base 1 to 699 and encodes 232 amino acids. Lineage: Eukaryota; Metazoa; Tardigrada; Eutardigrada; Parachela; Macrobiotidae. The transcript is spliced from 2 exons. The record is from RefSeq and is a predicted model, not a curated record.
AUGCCAUUGACCGCUUUUAUGCGGUCUUCAAACCUUCCCGCUUCCAGGAGGUGCAUAAUUCCAGCUCAUGGAUUCCAUGCUUCGCAUCGCGUCGGUGUGCCACCGAGCGUGAUACUGGUUGAGCGAUAUCGAGCCUCCGCUUCUGGAAUUUCCUCCACAGCUGUUGCCAACUGGAGGACCGUUAACGCUUGGAUCCUGAUUGGUCACCAUCUGGGUAGUGCCGCCAUCAUAACGACCUGCUGCAUCCUUACCGUCAUCUACCUGUGGAAGUGCACAUGCACAUCGCGACGCCAUCGUACAGCCCGCCACCCUGCCGUCCCGCAGCCGCCCCGUCCCACCGUCGUCGUGUCCGCUACAGCCGCUUUGCUCAUCACUACCGUGCUGUACUGGAUCGGCAACGGGCCGGAAUUUUUCUGGCACUACCUGUAUAUCGGGAGUAGUCAGCCGGCGUGCUGGUUCGCGCUGCCUGUCGCCUAUAUAUGGGAACUCCAGCCUAAGACUGACGUGUUUCGUCAUGGUGAUGCGGCGUUGUCUUUUGCAAUCUAUGGCGGCGUCACAAUCUGGCGAUUGGUAUGUGGCUCCAGCGAACCGGUGCAUUUGCAUUGCGAAAGGCGCAACGUGGCACGCGUCAAGACAUCCAGCGGACGACGAGCACGAACCAGGGAAGCCGUUACGUUUUCUGCCGUGUCACAGCUCUAG